Messenger RNA from Didymodactylos carnosus, 376 nucleotides. The record is from the annotation of a GenBank genome assembly. Lineage: Eukaryota; Metazoa; Rotifera; Eurotatoria; Philodinida; Philodinidae.
AUGUUUGGAACACCGAAAUCACAGAACCGAGCGCUGUCUCAAAUUCAAUUUAACAAAUCACCGUCUGUCCUGUCUACCACAUCAAAGCAUGCAACAGUAGCAACUACAACAUCAUUAAUUGAAUCACGGGAAACAUAUUCAGGUCAUUCUCAACUCAAGAUUCGGAAAUCAACCGAAAACGUUAUUGAAGAUGAUAUUUUUAAUCACAGUGAUAAUGGUAAUGAGUCGGAAGACAGCGGCAGCGGAAAUGAAAAUCAGCAGCCUCCAUUUGCGUUUUUAUCCACACGAACCAUUGUCAGACCAACAAAACGAAAGAAAUUGUCUGCUUCAGCUGGUAAACAAGUUAAACGAGCUCGAUUUGAACCACAGCAACAAC